Protopterus annectens (West African lungfish) is the source of this 6017-nucleotide messenger RNA. RefSeq names its product solute carrier family 25 member 34 (gene SLC25A34). The record is from RefSeq and is a predicted model, not a curated record. The coding region runs from base 598 to 1605 and encodes 335 amino acids. Lineage: Eukaryota; Metazoa; Chordata; Ceratodontiformes; Protopteridae. The transcript is spliced from 5 exons.
AUAAGUAGCACAUGAAGGGCACAGCCCACAAACAGCUGUCAAUGGAAUAAAGACUUUGAGGCGGUGAUUGUGAAUGCUAGGCGUGUGCAGUGUCGUGUCCUGAGAUAAAGUAAUGCUUAUAGCUAGCAGGAACUGCAAAUGUCUAAAAAAAAAACACUGUAACUAGGAAUAUAUGAAAUGAAUGCAAGGAAACACCAACGACUGCCUGCUGUGCGAUCCUGGUUAACGUCGGAGUUCUACUCUGCGGCGAAACUUCGAUCUGCACACUCCCAGAGAAAAUAAGCCUGGUCUGCAUAUUGUCCUUUUCGCUACAAAGGGUCGACUGCGGCUAUAUAUCACCUUAAUCAAUUUUAGUUGGAUCAAUGGUCAGCCAGACAAGUUUGUUAGCCAGAGAGUGCGAGUGCGCGCCUCUGCUAAUGUUUACAAGUGUGAUGUUUUCACUUCACGUUUAUUACAGCUCUCGGAAUGCCCGUUCAUGCUCCCGCUGCUUCACGAGUCUUUAAGCGGGUUUAUCUUAACCUGAAUCAGAACUAUUGAAUGCGUUUUUUUCCCUGUGAUUGGAAGAUUAAGUAAAGCUGUGGAUACCCUUCUUUCCCAAUGAUCUUGGAACAUUCAACAGUUACUUCGUCUCCGAGCUCAGUUCCUGUCCAGAAGCUCACUCGAGCAAAACGUGUCAUGUCAGCCCCUCUGCCUAUUGCUGUGGACUUUAUGCUGGGUUCUGCCGCCUGCUGCCUCGCUUGUGUUUUCACUAAUCCACUAGAGGUAGUGAAGACAAGGCUGCAGCUCCAAGGAGAACUGCGAGCACCGGGCACGUACCCGCGACACUACAGGGGUGUGCUGCAGGCUCUUCUAGCGGUGAGUCAAGCUGAUGGACUCCGCGGGCUGCAGAAAGGACUCGCUGCAGGUCUGUUAUACCAGGGGCUCAUGAAUGGUGUGCGCUUUGGUGUCUACUCGUCUGCAGAGACUGCCGGUGUCACUCUGAGACCGGGAGGGAGCAUCGCUGCAGGUGCAGUGGCUGGAGCCCUAGGAGCCUUUGUAGCCAGCCCCACCUAUCUGGUAAAAACCCACCUCCAGGCUCAGACUGUAGCCGCUAUCGCUGUUGGGCACCAACACAAUCAUCAGAGUGUAACCAGUGCCUUUCUGACCAUCUAUAAGAACCAGGGUAUCAUAGGACUGUGGCGAGGAGUUAAUGGUGCCGUACCACGUGUAAUGGUUGGAUCAGCUGCACAGUUGGCAACAUUUGUCUCUGCUAAAGAGUGGGUGCAGGAGCGACAGUGGUUUUGGGAAGACAGCUGGCUGGUGGCUUUGACAGGCGGCAUGAUGAGCAGUGUUGUUGUAGCAGCUACCAUGAUGCCCUUUGAUGUCAUCAGUACAAGACUUUACAAUCAGCCAGUGAAUGAAUUUGGCAAGGGAAAACUCUACUCAGGUUUUUUGGAUUGCUUUUUGAAGAUACUGAAGAAAGAAGGACUGCUGGGAUUGUACAAGGGUAUAGGUCCUUGCUACCUCCGCCUUGGCCCACACACCAUCUUGAGUCUGCUGUUUUGGGAUGAAUUGAGGAAAUUGGCGUACUCCUACCAGCACAACAAAUCAAAAGGAUCCUCAUAGAUGCACCGUGGUUCACUGUCAGUAGAGCUAUAAUGGAACAGCUGUGCUCCUUAUGUGUCCAUCACAAAAGGACAUGGAAUGCUGCUUACAUUACAAGCCACAGGCAACAGGAUUAGACCUCUGUGGCCAGGUUUCAUACACCUCCUGUUAAGAAAUGUGACAGAAUGUUAAAGCAGUAUGUGGAGUGAUGAAUUUGUAAUGACCUCCAAUCAGCUACUUGCUCUGGAGUAGUCUGCUAUUUAUAUAGUGUGUGAGAACAGGUACCAGCCACUGAUAGUAUUUUUUUUCAGUACUUUACAGAGCUUCUGUGUGAUCGGGGCAUAUCACUGGCCUCAGUAGGGGAAGGAAGGAGGUGACUUAUCACAUAAGUCAUGGGCUUUUUUUAACUCACUUCUGUCUAAGAAUUAACAAAGACAGUUGCACACACUGAUCAUAUCGUAAUAGAAAAAUCUCACUAGAAUAUAGUAGCGCAAUAUGCUGGACAUAAAAAUAGCUUACAAAAAUUUGCUGGUGCUACUGAAAUUAUAUUGGACUGGAGAAAAGGCUGUAGUUGAGCCAAGUGCAUCUUCUGAAAGUAUUAGUGUACACUACUGCUCAGGCGGUCACACCUUUGCACAGCUGCAGUGGACUAGUUAAUGUCUUUUCACUACAGAGGUGAUGGUGCGUCUCCAUCAUGAUGACAUCUCCCUGCUGCUCUCAUCAUAAGCAUUGACCUAAUCUGACCUGCAUAAUCCAGAGCUUGGAUACAGUAAGAGAAUGUGUGCUGUGUUUUUGUAGCCCAGGUACCAUACUGGAAUGUCCACAGCACUCUGCAUCAGAGUUACUCACUGGAGCCUGACCUUCAAAGGAGGUGCUGCUGUUACAAAGUGCUGCUUUGGGACUUUGUGUUAAGUUUUGCAACCUGGUGAAACAGUCUUUAAAGAUUCUAAACCCUGAUGAAGUCUGCUACAUGAGAAUAAUGCCCAUUUUCAUAUACAGCUGUUUUUAGUGUUGCAGCUUUAGGUGGUAGUGCUAUGAAAAAUACCUUCCACUGGUUACACAAAAUACUUGCAAAAAGUAAAAGUUGACAGAUCUGCAUUAUUCCCAUCUAAGGUGGAUACAGCAGUCAGCUGUGUGUGUGUGUGUGUGUGUGUGUGUGUGUGUGUGUGUGUGUGUGUGUGUGUGUGUGUGUGUGUGUGUGUGUGUGUGUGUGUGAGUUGGGGGAGGCUUAAUAGUAAAACCAAACUGAAGGUUCUAAUGGUUGGGUAGACUUUUUUUAUAAAGGUGUACCUAGUACAUCUGUAUUUUAGUUUGCAGCUAAUACGAGGCUGCCAGAACAGUUAUAGGGAAUCCUAAAUGGUGUUCUUUCAGAUUUGGACCUUAGUAAACGAGUAGCAGCCCCUAUUUUCCACUUGAUUUCUGGCUUCUUACUGUGCUGGUAUAAAGCAUUAAAUGCAAAGUGUGUGUGCUUUUUACAAAAAAAUGUGUAAAUUAUUUGUUGAAAACCAGAAGGUUUUCCUUUUUUCUUUUAUGACUCUAAUCUUUGUCUUCAUGGAUAUCUCUGUAAACAGUGCAACCCUAUUUAUCAGAACACACUGGGAAAUAAAUAAAAUGUUCAGAUAAAAGAGUUCUCAUAAUAGCUAAGACAGCCAGCCAUCUAAAAGUUUUGACAAACAGACAAUUUAGAACUCUUACUGUGCAAAGAAAUGUAGAGAGCACAACCCAGUAACAUUAAGGAACAUAUACUGUGGUAAGGAAUGUAUAAAACAGAUAAUAAUGCAGUGACAUUACUGAUGUACAGUAGGGGCUUGGCGAAGAUAUUGCUUGAUGUAGUGUGCUAUUGUAGGACGCCAGUUCUUCAAAUGCGAUUAACAAGACAGAGUUCCACUUGGCCUUCACUCUUCUUCUAGUUAACGAUAUCCAAACCACUCUGACCAAAUGCACCCAGAGUGUCUCAUUCACCCUUAUCAAAUUGUAUUUAUAAAAUGAAAAUUCUAAAACAUUCUUUCUGAUCAGAGUUGGCCUAUUCAAAUAGAUAUACUAUAAAUAAACUAAUACAGAUAGCAGAUUUUUUCUUAAAAGGGGUCAGAGUCAGCUGUUUUAAAAAGUUCUCUAUCAGAAUGUCCAAGCUACCUCUAACAGCUUGAAUUUAUAGAUCAUAAAUAUUAUUUCAAAACUAACAUAGAUUGCAUGUUUUCAUAAUGAGGUGGUAAACAUACUUUUGCAGACAUUCCUCCAUAUAUUUGAUAUUUCACUUCCAUAUUUAAUGAAAGAGAACUGACUGGGCCAACCAAAAUCAUUACUGUUUGAACAAUUUUUCAUUUUCUAAUCAGAUUCUUUAUAAGACAUUUACAUCUCAUUCUGUCCAUUUAAAGAGAUGCCAUCUCUGACUGACACAUCUUUUUUUUUUAUUAGACUGUUCAUCUUUCUGAUCAGAUUCUAAAAUUGCUGUUAGUGCUCCAAUCUGAAUGCCCGAGAGUCUAAGCAGUCUUGUUUUAAUUGAGGAAGAUUGCCUUUUUUUGGAUAAACCGUUGACUUGUAUAAAUAAGCAGGUUGUACCAUAUACUACAUAUAUUGUAUUUAACCUUGCCCUUGUCGUCAAGGUCAUGGCUGGAAGAGAUUCAAGGAGUAGUCCACUUAGUUGAGUAACAAAAGGUAAAAAAAAAUAAAAUAAAAUAAAAAUAAAUAAAUGAAUACUUCUUCAUAAGAUAUUCAUCUUCAUCUGUUUGUAAAACUGAUAAUGCACUCUGAGUAUUACAUGUUGUACAUCUCUGUCCAUUCUGCCCCUUAUGACUUCAGCAUCCUUUUCCAUAUAGAUGCUUCUUGUAGUACCUUAUCUCUCUACUUUCUGAAGGGGACUGGUUAUGUUAUGUGUCUAUUGGGAGGAUUGGGGAUUCCUGUGUCAUAAUUCUGCUAACUUAAGUGUUUUGUCAAGUAUGUUUUCAUGACCACUACCACACUCCUUUCUGUUGAGUCUAUUUUAAAGAACCACCACACUCAAACAUAUUUAAAAAAUGUUUUCUCAGCAUAUUUUAAACUUUCCUGCAUUGGAGAUGUCUCUGCAUCAGUGUAAAUGGUUGCUAUUGUUUUUUUAAUUUGUUUCCCCAAAAUGGCCUGAAAGGGGGCUGCCAUGCUGCAGUUGUGUUACGUAGUGAAGGCUUUUACCUCCCUGAUGUACUUUCAUAGGAAAAUAGAGAAAGCCCUGUGAUGAGAGGACCAUUGACUGUAGUUCUCUCUGUCUCUGCCAACUUACAAAAUUACUGUGACAAACUACUUCUGACUGUCAGCAUCAGACUGCCUUUUUUAUUAUUUUGCUUUGUUUGAUUUUUAUUACUGGCCAUUUAUGAUAUAGCUUUUUAUGGGACAUUUGAAUGUCAAGCUUACAAAAGUAGCUGAGUUAGUUGCACUUUUCAAACUAGUAUCUGUAGUUCAAUGCCAAAGGCUGAUAAAUAUGCUUGCUGUGACUAGGAGGUGCUACUCAGGCUGCCCGCUAUGACCAGGAGGUGCUACUCAGGCUGCUUGCUGUGACUAGGAGGUACUACUCAGGCUGCCCGCUGUCGCUAGGAGGUGCUACUCAGGCUGCCCGCUGUGACUGAGGUGCUACACCGUAGUGUGUUGUACUCACAUUGGAUUGAUAAUUCAUUAGAAUUAGUGCCUUUGAUGUUAAUCACCCCUCCUCAUGUUCAGUGACUUGCCUCAACCAAACACUGUAUAUAAUGUAAAACUGCUGUAACAAACACCAAAAGAAAAUAGCAUGCAUUUUCAGAAAAUGUAGAGUGGAACAAUAAAAAAUCAAAUACUGCCAGAACAUUAAAAGAAUAAGAUGAAAAUAUUAUCUUAUACAAGACCCUCUUGUCGUUUGACUUUUGACUAAAGGAACAGACUUCAAAUCUGAAUUUAAAAAAAACUGAUCUGUGGGUGGAGUUUUCUUGCUCAUUUGCAACUGAAAGCUCUGCUUGAAAACUCUUUGCAUCUGUUCAGACUGAGAACUGUAGAUCCAGGCUACACUAUUUAUCUGAUGUGUGAUACUGGUAAUCUGUGACCAAGGCAUACUUAAAUACCAGUUUUAAGAGCUAUUUUUUAAUAAUCAGUAAUUUUAAUGAUCAACAACCUAACCUAAUUACUGUGCCAUACAUACCCUUCAUGAUGUAACAGACAAACAAUAAGAAAGAAAAUAUGAGAUUUCACAAAAAAAACAAAAACAGAAUCAAGUUAAAAUAAAAACAAAUGGAAUAAUAAUGCAAUAAUGCUUUCCGUUUAUGAGGUAAUUUUAGUGUUGGGGUACAGGGAAGGAAAAUCACUUUUUGGAGAGAAUAGCUUGACAUUUGUGUGGAGUUCUCCUUUAAUGAGGGGAUGUCUUUGUCUUUGGUCAGUGUCAUGGUCUUCCUAGAUGUUCAUCGUGCAUACAGCUGCAGUAAUCACAGAUGGGUUUU